Messenger RNA from Chiloscyllium plagiosum (whitespotted bambooshark), 1092 nucleotides. Lineage: Eukaryota; Metazoa; Chordata; Chondrichthyes; Orectolobiformes; Hemiscylliidae. The record is from RefSeq and is a predicted model, not a curated record.
AUGCUCAAGCCUGACGCCCUGAACACAUUUGUCCAGACAGUCCAGAAGCAGUUGGAGAAGUUUGAGUGGGUGGUGCUCCAAAUUGCGGUGACCGGUGAACCCACGAGUGGAACGUCAUCCUUCAUUAACUCAUUACGGUGUGUUCCGGAUAAUGAGAUGGGAGCUGCUCCUACUGGGGUAUCAGUCACGGUACCAACUGUGUAUAAAUUCCCAAACAACAACACGCUGGAAAUCUGGCAACUCCCUGGUACUGGGGCUCCGGGUUUUCAAGCAGCCAAAUAUCUGAAGCGUGUGAAUUUUGACCAGUAUGAUUUGUUGUUAAUCCUCAGCGCAGAUCGUUUUACAGAGAACAAUCUGUCCCUGGCCGAAGCAGUUCGCAAAAGGGAGAAGAAGGUCUAUUUUGUCUGCACCGAAACAGACAGUGACCCACCUGGUGCUGAGCAGCACAAGGCCACCCUGUCUGACCCUAAUCUGACCCAAAAGGUGGAACCUCCUAAUGUGUACCGCGUUUCCGGUUGGAAACUGGAGAAAUACGACUUUGGGAAUUUGCUGCUGACCCUGGCAGGGGACCUCUCGGGUGUGAAGAAACGCGCCUUUCUGUUUGCUGUCCCCAGUGUCACCGCCGAGAUCAUAGAGCAGAAGAAAGUGCUCAUGAUGAAUGAAAUUCAGAAGUUAGCUCUCAAGUCAGCUGUGGCGGCUGUACUGUCCAUCCCAGGGCUUUCUGACGCAUGCGACAUUACCCAGUUGGUCAGCGCGCUCUCCUCUUACCGCAAGGCCUUUGGGCUGGACGAAGAUUCCCUCAGGCGGCUGGCGAAGAGGGUGGGGAAAACGCCAGAGGUCCUGCGCUCCGUCGUGAGGUCCACGUUUGGGUUGGAGGUGACUGCGAAUGUUGUCAAGAAGAAGGUGGUGAAGACCGCAGGAUCAGGGAGGCUGUUGGCCACCUUUUUGAACUUUGUGCCAGUGGUCGGGCAGAUGGGAUCAGCGACACUGACUUACAAUCAUACCUUCACCAUGUUGGAGACAGCUGUGAGAGAGAUGGCAGAGGACAGCAAGAGGCUGCUGCACAAGGCCUUGCCACCAAAUGCACCGUGA